AUGACUGCCAAGGGCACAAUCCGUUUCGAGGACCUUGGAGAGCCUGUGCAGCGGCUUUUGAAGUCGCUGCGGGCCGGAUACACGGACGAGGAUAUGGCGUUGCUCAAAUACGUCUCUGUGAGGGAUAUGGCAAGAAUUUACGGGGAGAUGUCGUCCGAUCGUCACGUCGAGGAAAUCUGGAAAGAGCUCCGCGCUGCCCUAAAGGCCCGGCAGGAGGAGGCGGCGCGUCGUGAGUUGGAGCUGCACAGAAGAGAACAGCAACUUGUAGCUGAGCGAGAGGCGGAUGAACGUGCGCGGCGCCAGCAGGAGGAACUUGAAGAGGCGGAACGGCAAGCGGCAGAGGCGCGGCGUGAGCGACGCGAGGCACGUCGCAAGUGUCGAGAGGAGUCAGCAGAGGAGGAGGCCGCCGCCGCAGCAGCAGCAGCAGCAGCAGCAGCAGCAGCAGAGGAGGCCGCGAUGCUGGCGGCGGAGGAGGAAGAGCGCCAGCGUAAGGCAGAGAAGAGGCGGAAGCGGCGAGAGGCACGUGAACGUGAACUGCAGGAGCAGCAGGAUGCCUUAGAGGCGGAACGGCAAAAGCAUACUGCCGAAAACUCGUCCUCACAAAGAAAGGUCUGGGAGGAAUAUGUUGCCCGCCAUCCGCUAGAAUUUGGCGCUUGCAAUCAAAACAUUGAACAGAAACCCGUCGAGCACACGUUAAAGGCUCCACCUGCGGCUACGAAAGACCUUCUUAACCGAACGUAUACGCCCAAGUGCCCCAGAUGUGGCACAAAGUUUGUGGUUCCUCCAAAGGAGUGGGAUUGCCCACUGUGUCUGCGUCAGACGCGUCUAAAUAUCAAGGUGUGGCAGCCGGACAACUCUUCUAAUAAAUGCACAAUUUGUAACGCCUCUAUUGGUCGCUUCUCUCGCCACCAUUGUAGAAGCUGCGGCCGGCUAGUAUGUGAGUUUUGUAGUAUGGCAAAAGCUACGAUUCCAGCUUUGGGGUUUACUGUCGCGACAAAAAUAUGUGACGACUGUGCGCAGCUUGGUCGUCGUCCUAUAACAAACUGCUAA
Trypanosoma rangeli is the source of this 1050-nucleotide messenger RNA. RefSeq names its product zinc finger protein, predicted. The record is from RefSeq and is a predicted model, not a curated record. The transcript has a single exon. The coding region runs from base 1 to 1050 and encodes 349 amino acids. NCBI's taxonomy places the organism in Eukaryota, Euglenozoa, Kinetoplastea, Trypanosomatida, Trypanosomatidae. Gene Ontology annotation, molecular function: metal ion binding.